Messenger RNA from Centropristis striata (black sea bass), 5054 nucleotides. It is a transcript of the gene arhgap39, whose product is annotated as Rho GTPase activating protein 39. Gene Ontology annotation, biological process: signal transduction. The record is from RefSeq and is a predicted model, not a curated record. Gene Ontology annotation, cellular component: cytoskeleton; cytoplasm. The transcript is spliced from 11 exons. Gene Ontology annotation, molecular function: protein binding; GTPase activator activity. Lineage: Eukaryota; Metazoa; Chordata; Actinopteri; Perciformes; Serranidae. Bases 97 to 3111 code for a protein of 1004 amino acids.
AAGGAAUGACUCGUUGACUGCGGCGACCGCAAUUUCGCCAACAUGAGCGCCGUUGUGGGAUUUAUUCUGAACAUAUUUUAAGAACCGCUGGAGAAAAUGGCAGAGAGGUUGGAGUGGGUGGAGAUCAUCGAACCGCGCACGCGUGAGCGGAUGUACGCCAACCUGCUGACUGGCGAGUGCGUGUGGGACCCUCCGCAGGGUGUUUGUAUCAAGCGGACCGGUGACAACCAAUGGUGGGAGCUGUUUGAUCCCAACACCUCGCGAUUCUACUACUACAAUGCCUCUACCCAGCGCACAGUGUGGCACCGGCCCCAGGGCUGUGACAUUAUUCCCCUGGCCAAGUUGCAAACUCUGAAGCAGCACACCGAUGGCACUAACCCCCGUUCUGCAGGCGGAGGAGGAGGGAGAACGUCAGCUGACAACAGUCCAGGACGUAACAGCGGAGUCAGCCGAGAGGGAAGCACCUCCUCGUCCCUCGACCAGGAGCUUUCUGAAAAACAGGGCAACAGAGAGGAGGCAGACAGGACUUCUCCCUUCAGGUGGAACACCGGUACAAAGGAGCGAAUGCUUAUCAAGGUGACAGACAGAGAGCCCAGCUUUUUGGCCCACCAGGGAAAUGGUUAUUCCCCCUGUGACCCUACCGCUCCUGGUCCUCCUUCUGGAGGGGGCACCACCUCUAGAACCCGUCGUUCUUCUGGAGGAAACCCACCUUCAGAACCUGAUGGCUCCCCUGUACUUUAUGGAGAGCGACGUCAGUCUCCUUUCCUGAAGCGGGCUGAGCUGGGCGGCACUGGCACCCACCGCCGCUCCUCAGCUGAUUCCCAGCCUCCCUCGCCCCGCUACGCCUACGAACCCCCGCUGUACGAGGAGCCGCCGUCUGAGUACCAGCCCCCUCCGAUUUACGAGGAGCCUCCCACUGACAUGCACCUCUCGGACCCCUCCGCCUUCUACGGCACUGGCAAGUCACCUGGUCGCAAAUCUUCAGCCCCUCUUUAUCACUCCCCCAAACAGGGCCAGUCGCCCUACGGCCAGCUGGUGCUGACCAGACAGAAGUGUCCAGAGAAGACCCAGAGUCUGGAGUACAGUCCUGUUGGUAAGGAGUACGUCAAACAGCUGGUGUACGUGGAGCAGUCGUCUUCCAGCCCCCGCUUCAAGACGGCUGACCGCCUUCUGCGUUACGGCACUACAGGAGGUUACGGUGGCUCAUACGGGGGAUCCUAUACUCUGCAGCACAGCCAGUCUUUGAUCAGGGAUCCUCGCCUACUGCUGGAUUUCAGUGGGGAGGGUGGAGAGGGAGGCCAGAGGUUGCUAUAUGAGGAUUCCAUAUCCUGGACGUCUAGUCAGACCCACUCCCUCUCCUCAUCCUCGACAGGCGGUCCUGUGGCGUUCUCUCCCGGAGGUAACCGCAAACGUAAGAGCCGCAAGCCGUCCCUUCCCCAGGAGCUCGCACGCUGCGGGGGUCUGGAAGGGGAGCUGGGAGGCACAGCGUCUGAGGCCAUGCUGGCCCAGGCUAAGCUGGCGUGGGAGGCCCAGCAGGUGAUGAAGCAGAGGAGCAGUUGGGACUCGGGGCAGGGUGGGGGGGCAUCCCAGGGCGGUUCCAAAGACGGCUAUGAGAGUGACGGGGCAGUGCCUCUUCCAUUACCAGGACCAGUGGUGAGGGCGUUCAGUGAAGACGAGGCGCUAGCGCAGAGUGACGGACACCACUGGAAACGCAGCACCUUUGACCGGCUGGGGUUCCCCCAGGCCCUGCUAGAGAAAAGCCUCUCUGUCCAGACCAACCUUGCCUCUCCUGAGCCUUACCUCCACCCCUCACAGUCAGAGGACCUCGGAGCCUGUGCCCAGUUUGAGGCCAGUCGAAAUAUGAGGAAUAUGAUGCCGAGCGCCAGCUGCGGCAUUUUCCCAGAAUUCACCCUGAGAAAGCCUUCCUCAGAGACUGACAUCGAAAACUGGGCGUCCAAGCACUUCAACAAACACACACAGGGUCUGUUCAGAAGAAAGGUGUCUAUUGCUAACAUGCUAGCCUGGAGCAGUGAGCCAAUCAAGAAACCCAUGAUUGUGACAUCAGACCGCACCGUAAAGAGGGAAGCAGUAGACAUCUUUAAGCUCAUUCAGACCUUCAUGGGAGACCGUCGCUCCAAGUGUGACUCUCUCUCUGUUGCUCUAGAGAUUGUGGUGCGCGGGUGGAGUAACCAGGGUCUGCGUGAUGAACUCUACAUCCAGCUGUGUCGUCAAACAACAGAGAACUUCCGGUAUGACAGUCUGGAGCGAGGAUGGGAGCUCAUGGCCAUCUGUUUAGCAUUUUUCCCCCCCACACCUCGCUUUCACACCUACCUGGAGGGCUACAUCUGCAGACACAUGGACCCUCUCAACGACACCAAGGGAGUGGCCAUUAGCAGCUAUGCUAAAUACUGUUACAGGAAACUGACAAAAGCUGCUCUGACUGGUGCCAAAAAGGGCCUGCAGAAGCCAUGUAUAGAGGAGAUCAAGCAUGCCAGGAAUGCCAUCUUCAGUCCCUCCAUGUUUGGGUCCUCCCUGGACGAGGUAAUGGCGCUCCAGAAGGAGCGGUACCCAGACAGCCAGCUCCCCUGGGUGCAGACUCGUCUCUCUGAAGAGGUUUUAGGUCUCAAUGGAGACCAGACAGAAGGUAUAUUCAGGGUACCAGGGGACAUAGAUGAAGUCAAUGCUCUCAAGCUGCAAGUGGAUCAAUGGAAAAUCCCCACAGGACUAGAAGACCCACACAUCCCAGCCUCUCUGCUAAAGCUCUGGUACAGGGAGCUGGAGGAGCCACUGAUCCCUCAUGAGUUUUAUGAGGAGUGUAUCAGUCACUAUGACAACCCAGAGGCAGCUGUCAAUGUGGUGCUGGGUCUGCCACACAUCAACAAACUGGUGCUCUGCUACCUCAUCCGCUUCCUACAGGUAUUUGCCCAGCCCGCCAACGUGGCCAUCACCAAGAUGGAUGUGAACAACUUGGCCAUGGUCAUGGCUCCCAAUUGUCUGCGCUGCCAGUCUGAUGACCCGAGGGUAAUCUUUGAGAACACCCGCAAGGAGAUGUCCUUCAUCCGGGUGCUGAUCCAGCGGUUGGACACCAGCUUCAUGGAUGGAAUACUAUAGCCCCCCACCACACACAUACAGACACACACUACCCAUACUUUAUUCGAAGCCUCCCAUACGCUCCCUUUAACCCUCUCCAUGACAGGCCCCUACACACACCUCCACUACAGGAACAUUAUACAUACACAUUCCCUCCCCAACAUGUUAACUUUUCUGGAACUAACAAAACUGCCUUGUUUCGAGUUUGACCACUGUACAUUUUGAGUUGAACUAGCUGUUUUUUCUAUUUCUGUAGGUGUAGUCCUUUAACUGACAUUUACAUAAGACAAACACCAGUAUUGGAGUUCCAAGGUUUUCAUAUUCUAACAGUACUGUGUGUGCCUUCACAUGUAUUAAACAGUACACACAUACAGUAGGAAGGAAUUAGCAGGGAUCUCAUCAUUUUGUUGGAUUCAUGUUAGUGUCUCUGACCCACUGAGAGUUCAGGACCUUAAAGGUUAAUUUUAAAUCCGAAUUGUUUUAUAUGAACUGAUUUUUCUCUUCCCCCCCCCUGCUUAAACACACAGACACUGUCACAUACAAAUUGACACACUCACACACCUACACACACAUAUUAGUACAUGCACACACUUGCAUUGAAAGCCUCCUUCUGCAGUGUACAAUACCAUCUAACACAAAGCAAGAAUCAUCACUGAGGCGAAUGAUGGGUUCAUUCAAACAUACAUUUCAGACACAUUGUACAAGUGGUAAAGUCUCUCACUUGUGCACAGGCCAUGCAAUACAUUUAUAGGGUUAAGCACCAGAUUUUCACAAGAUAUAAAGCCUAACUGCACCAUUAAAUACUUUUUUUCAUUUGAUUUAUGCCUCAGACACUAAAGGCCAGUCAACGUGUGUAUAUGUUUAGGAAAAGGCAUAUGCAUGGUUUUAGUGCGUACAUAUUGUUUAUGCACCUGGUCUCUGGUGUACAGUCGAAGCUGUGUCGGACAUUGUGUUACUUUCAGUGACUACGUGUAGCUGUAGAGGAAGAGGGUCAUCUAUUGGAGGACAAAGACAUCAGUUAGCCAUCAAGUGAGGAGAAUGUUGACACUAAAUCAGCCCUUGUUGUGUUUUGGCUUCAAGGUCCCUACGCCUGUAGGGUUUAUUGACAGAAUAGGAAAGACUGUUCAAAGUACAUUCCAGAAGCUUUAAAUAUGAAGUGAACACAACAUACUCAAAAGCAGUUAUUUCAUUCAGGGUAUCUGCAGGUCUUGAAAACUCUUAAAAAGCAGUGAAUAUAGUUUACGCCCAAAGGCCUGAGCAGGUCCAAAUAAGUCUUACAUUAAGUUUAUUAUAAUAUAUUAUCACCUAAUUAAAAAGUAGGCACUAAUGUUUUGCAGGUUGUCUGGAAAAGUUACCCAGCUGACUGUUCCACAGGAGGCUGUCUAAUCCUGUCUUUACACCUGUUCAUAGUGUAGAUUCGAGAAAUAAUGCUCUUUCAAUUGGUUGAUCCAUCCAUUUAUGUCUUGCAAAAAUAUAAUAUUUCUGAUCAGCAGGCACUGGGGCCGUCCACAAGUGACAAUUAUGGGGUAAGGGUGGAUGCUAAUACACAGAGUAACACAAUAAUAACACAAAUAGAAGAAUCAUUAAGUCAUCAGUCCCACUCAGUGAUGUCCGGCAGUGGUGGAAAAAGUAUUCAGAUCACUUACUUCAGUAAAAGUACUAAUACCACACAGUGAAACUACUACACACGAGUACUAGGACUAAGUAAAAGUCCUGCAUUUAAAACUUACUGAAGUAAAAGUACAAAAGUAUCAGCAUCAAAAUGUACUUAAAGUAUCAAAAGGAAAAGUACUCUUUAUGCAGAAUGGACCCACUCAGAUUGUUUUAUUUAUUCUAAAUAUAUUAUUGGAUUAUUAUUAUUAUCGAUGCAUUUAUGUUAACAGAAUUUUAAUUUUCUCAUGGCAGGGCUGAUUUUAAAUACUUAAUAUACUGUUAUGAGCAGUGAUUUGCCAGUCAAGCCUCAU